Messenger RNA from Amoebophrya sp. A25, 4853 nucleotides. The record is from the annotation of a GenBank genome assembly. Lineage: Eukaryota; Dinophyceae; Syndiniales; Amoebophryaceae.
CGAUCAUUCAGUGACUCAUGGUUCUUUUCGUUCUGGAUGUAGUUUCUCUGUAUUUUCAACGUGGCAGAUUGAACGUAGAAGUGAUGACUCGUCUUUUGUUCUCCUUCGUUUAUCUUCUGAAGUAGAUUAAUGAUCAACGAAGAUGACGCGAAGUAGUGUGAGCAAGGGGCAACAGGAUCCUCCUCAGCUGGGCCAACUGUUCCAGCUGAUAGACGCUGGUGAUAACAAGGCAGCUGUCAAACUAGCCGACCAAUCUCUGGAGCCACCGAAAGCCAAGAAAAACAAAGUCGCCGCUCCAGUACUUUCUUAAGGCUCAAUGAUGUUUUUCUUAUUUCAUUUCCACAGGUCACUUGUCUCUGUUUUCUUCUUGGAAUACCGAGAAAAUGAGCCCAAGAAAUGAACUAGUUUGAGCUCUAAUUUUGUGAAGCGGAUGCGCAACGAGUACGCAUCUUGAAGAGUAUUGCAUCGUUCCGGUUGGCAGGAGGAUGCAGUGUCAUAUUCAGCAAUGUAGUUGGAUCGGGGAAGGCUGGAAGCUCAGUGGAACUCAAGAAGGGAGGAGGGAGCAGCAGUUCAUCGAGUGGAACUGUUAUGAGCUUUUUUGCAAGCAUUUGCCUAUCUCUGGUCUUGGAUGGUCCUUUCUUGAAUUUAACAAGUACAACGUUGGUUCAUCUUCAUCCAGGAGAGAUUAGGAGCUUGGAAAACACGAACCACACCGACACCUCUCUAAAUCCGCAAAAGAUCACCAGUUCGCGGAUAUUGCUGUCCUAACACAGCGACAGGAGGAUCUUAGCGACGCAAUCGAGUCUAUGUGCACAAAGGCCUUUCCAGUGAAAAGCUAUCGCGCUGCACUCUUACUUGAAUAUUUCUUCACGUCUGCGCUCCACUGUUGUCCCGUUCUCCCGUCGCCAACAAAGGAAAUGCAACAAGUAACUGAGGCACUGGAGCAAAGCAAGGAUGCGGAAAGCUCUGUAGACUUAUGCUUCAUGAAAAACUGCUGGAUGUUGAUGUAGCUUACCUGAUGUAGUGCCGAUAAUUUUCUCUUGAGGUUAUUUGAGGGUCAUUGGGAUCAAUUGCAGAUAGCUACAAUUUGCAUGAGCGGGCAUUCCGACGAGAGGAUUACUUGAUGGCUAAGGCGUAAGUAGAUGCAGGAUCCUCCACUUCUAACACUCGCCCAACAAGCCAUAUGGAUGCGGUACUUGUGGGCUGGUCAGUACCAACAGGCGCAAUCCUUAGCCAUGAAGCUGUACUCCAAAUGGAAGCAUGCAUUUCCAAGGUUCAUCGAUUACAUUGUGCUAAGCGCACUGCUUCAACCUGACGCAAAUCUUGGCGUUGCAGAACGGUUACUGGAACAAAGAAAUCCAGGAGAAUUGGUAUAUUCAAACGCUUCUUGCAGCUGGCUGGGUCUAGAGAUAUGUUUUUUUCUCGUGAUGAAAACAAAGUUCACGAGACUUUUUUGUUAAUCUUUGGUUUAGGUUUGGUGGAAACGUGAGCGUUUUUGUAUCACCUACUUAAUUCGAAAACAACCUAACAACACCAGCCUGCGGAUUUGCUCGCAAAGGGAGGCAGUCCUGAGUUGAUUGAAGCAAGACGGGAACGAUUUCGUCACGCGCUUUUCCAAGCUUCCAUACUUUAUCGCAAAGACGGUCCUGAAAAGUGUAUGGAUUUUCUCUCAGAACAACAAAAAAAUGGCGUCCUGCUGAUGGACACUCGCGACGUCAAUUACCUCUGCGCUAGUGUCUUGCUCUCACGUUCUACGAAGUCGAAGUCAGAUAAAGGCGUAGAAGAGGUUGUCAAUCAACAAGCCAUAUUAGACCUCCUGAAGCCUUUGGAUUCAGCGAAGAAACUGCGUCGUGCAAGACAAGCUGGCUAUCGCUAUGUUGUAGGCGAUGACUUAAGCAGCGGGUCGACGCCCAGUAGAGGACUCUUCGUCCGACUGCUCGCGAGCCUCGUUCAGCAGAAUAAUCCGAAGUUAGAGGCUUUGGGUGUACCAUCAGCAGCUGCAGAUUUGGAAAAGCAGCUUCCCGCGAAGGCACGAGAAAUUCUGGAGAAAGAGCGUCUAUUUCUCACGAUUUCCCUUGCGCUGCUGUGUUUUCCAGAGAAUAGCAUGGAGUUGCGCGCGUUCCUGGUAGCUGAAGACCUCUGGGUGAGUCGGUUUUUACCGUUGGCAGUGGAAUUCGUGUGGCAAUUUUGUCUCGGACCUGACGCUAGAGGGAAAGGGGGGCAUGUGUUUCUAGAAGCGACAGUGAAAGAAGUCUUGUAUAGGAAAUCAAGCCUGGGGAGGACUUCUACCGAACACUCUGAAUCUAGUCCAAGUGGUAGCUCGCCAAAUACAUCAAAAGAGGAGCUCGAUAAAAAAGUUCCUGCUGCCGUGGAGAAGAUCUUCGUGAAUGUCGCUAGAUAUCGCUUCCCGAAGUUCGACGACUUGCCGUUUUUGAAAGCUUCUAUCGAGAGUGCGGAUACCUCGAAAAUCGCGCGUGAUGAUCUACUUUUUGUUUAUGGAAUUACCGAAGCAGAACGAAUCUUGAAAACGCCCAGUAGCAGUAACAACGCCCAAGAAGAUAAAGAACAACAAAAGAGCGCGGGAUCAAAAUGCAUCCGUCAAGACGAAGAAUUGGUCAAACUCCGCGAAUUUCUAGAAUCAAAGCAGUCUCAGGUCGAAGCGGAAGUGCGUCGUUGUAGCACCCUAGCAAUACUGGUGGAGGCGCAGAGAAGUUCGGGCUCGUCUCCUAGUGGUAAUAUGACAUCUUCUUCUUCUUCUUCUUCGCCUAGUGGUUCGUCGACAAUAAAAGCGGAAACAUCUUCUACAACUGAGGAGGAUCCGGUCUUGCGUCUCUUCAACCAUUUGGAAAUAAAGAACAUCUUGUUAUCGUCAAGGGUCACCGCGUGCGUGUUGGAGCAUCUUUUCUAUCAAGGAGGCGCGGGAAACUUGACCGCUGCAGAAGUGCUGCGACAGAGAGUUUGCAGGUGGCACAGCGAACAGUUUCACGAUCUAGAUACGUUGAUGCAACAGUCCGUCGACUCCUCAGCGAAUCCGGACCGCCUUGCAGAGUCUCUGGCCCAUGGCCGCACUCUUCAACGCAGUCUGUCCUUAGCACAUGCGAAACUUAUUGGCGUACUGUUGCAGAUGCAUCAUUCGGGGAUUACAGUGCGUCCAACGUGGCUCCAUGCUCUAGUGGCGAUGAGAAAAAAGAGCGGAGGGAAGGAGGAGAGCAAAGCCACUAACGAGGAGACGAAAAAAAAUCAUGUUGGUUAAGGCUCAACGUUACUGUUUGAUGGGUCAUAAAUAGUGCAUUUUCGAAUCGCGAGGCCAUCAAAGCGACUUUGAUGAAGCAUUUUGAACUUCAUCUUUUAAAUCGACUGAUCGAAGAUGAUUUAACCAUAGCCAGACAGGCAUUUUAGAACUUUUGAUACAGGCUACAUGCUCAUGAUCGUGAGCCAUAAAUAGGUAGUUUUUCUCAUCAUUGAAAUAGGGACAAUCAUCAUCAUUCUAAUCUGAGAAGACGUUGCCUUACGUGGCCCUUCCACCAUGGUCCCAAACACAUGCGGCUGGCGUCCUCAACGAGGUCUUUCCAGCACCGUCCCAAAGAAUUGAUGCCGACAACCCAGUAAGCGAGCUGUUGCCUCUUAUUCUACCGUUGGAAGAACAGCAUGGACAGAACACUAUUUGUGAAGGGUUGCCACAUAAGGAUGGACUUACGAUGCCUGCAGUCCUGCAGCCGGAUCUUGAGCAGAAAAUGCGAGACCGUUUGCUUGCGCAACAGAUCCUUUUUCUGGCAGAAUGUCGCGAUCCCGAUCAGCUGGAGAAUCUUCUCGUACAAGAACCUUGUGCAAGUAGUAGUCCACCUUCAGCUGAUAGUAACGUCAAGCAAGAAGAAGGUGGAAAAAUUAAAACAGUGCUUCUAUCCCUCGCGCGUGCAUUGGUUCAUGCGCUUCGGCAGGACUACGAGCGUGUUACUGACGAGCUCAGUGAGUCACUCGUUGGAGAAGAAACUGGCCAUAUGAAUGUUAACGCCUCUAAUGUGGCUAUAUACUACAGUACCUAAUUCAUAUUGAUGUCCCGUCAUAGAAAGGGCUGAGACCUCUUCUUUCUCAGUAUUUACCGGUUGUUUGCUUCGUGUCAGGGAAGAUUGAGAAAAUCCACCUUCAAAUUUUCGAACGAUGUUCAUGAUAUAUGAUUCACAAGAACGAACUCUAAGAAAAGCGAGCAUGUCGAGAGCAAGACAGAAAACGCGGCGGGCGGUGGGGUAGCGCGGCCUUUGCGACGAGAAUUGACCCUUGGCCUAAUUGUAGACCCGACGUACUCGAAAUCAGAAACACCGGAACCGUUAGAAAAAUCCGAGACAACUACGAAAUCUGUGGCCUCAUGGCCUCACUAUUGGGACAGUUUAGUACCUACACGUCUGCUGGUGCUGCUCGCUCAAUUGUUGCCCAAGAGCAAGAACAAAAAAACCCCUCUUGGCGUUCUGCGAUCUACGCUGCGCUCGUUUUUGAGUGCGAUUGCAGAGACGGAGCAGACACUUUCUAAGCAGCCCACGCAGUUGUCCUAUGCUUACGCGCGUAGGGCGCGACAGAUACGGGAAAUGCAGUUCAAACCGUAGUAUUUAGAUGCUCGCAGAAGUUUCGAACGCGAAUGAAUAAAGAAGUAUGACGGAGUUCAACAAGCCCUAACGAAUGAAACAAUUAUAACGCCAAUGAACAAUUGAGCUCAACAAAUCAUACUGGAUAAAGAGUAUCAAACCCAGAUGAUGGGUGAAGCCUUCCACACGUCUACCCUCAGAGACUGAAACCUCGGCUACUCGGUAGUCCCCACCAGGGUAUAUUUGCCAAAGUUAAGUUCUGAUAUCAUGAAGCAU